AUCGCUUUCUCCCCAAAAUCUUUAUCUCUCUCUCUCUCUUCCCUGACUUCUUCACUCUUCACUUUCUCUCUCUUUAUUGUGUUUGUACACUACUGCACUGUAAAAAAAUACAUUUUUUUUUUGUUUAUUAGAGAAUCUGUUGUAAUUUAUACUUUGAUUUUUUAUUUAAUUUUUGGUUUGUUUGCAAGAGGGGGGUUGAGUUGGAGAUGAAUACAAUGGUCAAUUUCGGAGAUGACAAUAUUGUUGUUGUUAGGUAGUGGUUGUUGUCGGAAAGGGAGCUUUUUUGGCUUCUGGGUUUGUGUUUUUGUUUUGGGUGUAUGUGAAUACUGUUAAUCGAUUGAUGAUGAUGAUGAUGAUGAUCAGUGAAGAUACUGAUUUGGGUUUUUGAAGUUUUUGUUUUGGGUUUUUAGUUUGUUUGUUGGAUUGGGAGAAAUAGAAAUACAGGGGUUUUCAGCUUCUGCUUUCGUGAACCUAUAAAAGGGGGUCUCUGAAGCAGAUUUUCUGAUCGGCCCAGUUGCUGCUUUUUCGUCUUUUUUAGAUCAGUGUUAACAAAAUCAUGUGCAGUGGGCCAGAGAGAUCAAAUUCAUCUUCAUCUUCCAAGGAAUCUACUGUUGACUCUAAUUUAUCCUCCCACAAUAUGAGUAAAUUAACUGUUGUGACUGAAGAUUGUUUCUCUAGUUUGCUUGAGCUUGCUGCUAACAAUGAUGCUGAGGGUUUCAAGCGAAUGGUUGAGCAAGAUCCCUCUUCUGUUGAUGAGGUUGGACUGUGGCUAGUGCGCAGAACAGAUAUUAAGAAGAUUGUGAAUGAGGAGAGAACUCCAUUGAUGGUUGCUGCAACAUAUGGGAGUGUUGAUGUCUUGAGGCUUAUUGUGACUCUUCCGGAGGUUGAUUUGAAUCGGACCUGUGGACCAAACAAGUUCACAGCACUUCAUUGCGCUACAUCUGGUGGGGCUGUCAAUGCAGUUAAUGUGGUUAAGCUUCUUUUGUCGGCUGGUGCUGAUCCAAACAUAGAGGAUGCCAAUGGUCGAAGACCUGUUGAUGUGAUUAUUGCACAUCCAAAACUUACGAAUGGUAGAGUUGCACUUGAGGAAUUGCUUAUCAGCAGUAUAUCUGACGGGUCAUUUGGAAACUGCAAUUUGAGCCUCUCUGCGACUAAUUCAAACUCGUCUUCGCCGGUUCUUUCUUCUUCACCAGAGAAUGGGUCUCCAUGCUCCCCAUCAGACUCUGUACCAUCUCCUGUUGCAUCCAAGUUCAAUGAUACCCCGGCUAAUUCUGCAUCAGAGAGGAAGGAGUAUCCUGUUGAUCCAUCUCUUCCUGAUAUCAAGAAUAGCAUUUAUGCAACUGACGAGUUCCGGAUGUUCUCCUUCAAGGUGAGACCUUGUUCAAGGGCAUAUUCUCAUGAUUGGACAGAGUGUCCUUUUGUUCACCCUGGAGAGAAUGCCCGACGAAGGGAUCCCCGGAAGUUCCACUAUAGUUGUGUUCCCUGUCCUGAUUUUCAAAAGGGUGCUUGUAGGCGAGGUGACAUGUGUGAGUAUGCACAUGGUGUAUUUGAGUGUUGGCUGCACCCAGCCCAAUACCGAACGCGGCUAUGCAAGGAUAGUACUAACUGUGCCAGGCGAGUUUGCUUCUUUGCCCACACUACAGAGGAGCUUCGACCAUUGUAUGUCUCUACUGGGUCUGCAGUUCCCUCCCCUAGGUCAGCUACCUCAGCAGCUGGUGUGAUGGACAUGGCUGCUGCAUUGAGCCUUUUGCCUGGAUCUCCUUCAUCUCAUUCUGUGAUGUCUCCCACGGCAUUUAAUCAGCAGAUGUCUCCAACUGCAAAUGGAAUGCCUCAUUCAUCUCAAGCGUGGCCACAACCUAAUGUUCCGACCUUGCAUCUCCCAGGAAGCAACCUCCAAUCUAGUCGUCUGAGAUCUUCUCUCAGUGCGAGGGAUAUCCCGCCUGAGGAUAUCAACAUGUUGCAGGAUUUUGAUGCCCCUCAACCGUUACUGAAUGACUUGGCUUGUUUUCCACAGUCACGUCCUAAUUCUUUUUCUUUGAAUCGACCUGGUCGGUCCAAAACACUAACUCCUUCAAAUCUUGAAGAGCUAUUUUCUGCUGAGAUCGCAUCUUCUCCGAGAUAUUCUGAUCAGGCAGCGGCAGCUGGUGUUUACUCUCCAUCUCAUAAAUCGGCUUUUAUGAAUCAGUUCCAGCAGCAGCAGAGUAUGCUUUCCCCAAUCAAGACUAAUGUGUUUUCACCAAAAAAUGUUGAGCAUCCUUUAUUGCAGGCCUCUUUUGGUGUUUCCUCUCCUGGAAGGAUGUCACCUAGAGGUGUUGACCCCAUUUCUCCUAUGAGUGCUCGGCUCUCGGCAUUUGCUCAACGCGAGAAGCACAUGCAACAGCUACGCAGCCUCAGCUCUAGGGAUCUAGGAUCCAACAAUGCUUCUGGAAUUGGGUCUCCUGCCAAUUCCUGGAACAAGUGGGGCUCACCCAGUGGGAAAGUGGACUGGUCUGUUAAUGGAGUUGAAUUUGGACAGUUGAAGAGGUCACCAUCCUUUGAGGUUAACAACAACGGAGAGGAGCCCGAUGUAUCAUGGGUUCAAUCUCUUGUGAAGGAACCAUCACCUGAGAUGAAGGAAAAAUUUGCAGCACCACCCAUUUCUGGUGCUGCGCCAUCCGGUGAGGGUUUGAAAUCUUCCAAUUCUCAAAUUGAUUCUGUUGAUCAUGCAGUUUUAGGAGCUUGGCUGGAGCAGAUGCAACUUGAUCAGCUCAUAGUCUAGUAACAGCCUAUAUUCAUUUUGAUUUAAACAAAAACUAAACUCUUAGACAGUAUAUAGUCUUUCGGGUAUACUUUUUGUUGGUGAGAAAGAGUGGAUGAUCCGUCUGUUUCUCACGGGGGACUUGAGGGUAACAUUCUGGGAGUUCCAUUCAUUUUUAAUCAAUUUUUUGAUGUUUACAAGUCUUAUGUCGCCAUCCGGGGCUGGCAUUAAUGAAUACCCAGUCCGGCUUGGUUAAUAUUUGUAUGCCAUGAUUAUUCUAUAAAUAUUUUUUUUCCCAUUCUGAUUCCAGUAACUUCUAAUUCUUCUUCAGCUUGAUGUUAUCUUUUUUGUUUUUUUUCGUGCUGUCUUCUGUCUUCAUUCUUGUGACGCAUUGUCGAUUUCAUUGCGUGUCAAUCUUGAGACCUGAAACUUGCUGUAAUUUACAAAGAAGGUUGAAUUGGAAAGGCUGUCAUCCCAAAUUACUGGUACUGGUUGGGGGGAGUUGACUCAUCCUUUCUUCAUGUUUUCCCCUACCUACCUACCAAGAAGUCUACAUCUAUUGGAUUGAAGAAUUCUGAAAGAAUGUAAUGUAAUCUCAUUUGUAAAGGAAGGUGUAAAUUCUCCCAGAAGUUGAGUUGGUUUAGACUUUAGACAAUGAGAUGUGGAGGUUUCUUGCGUGUUUAGUAGAGUUUCCGCAGUCGUCGAAAUGUUUUCUUCAGUGUUUUACAAUUAGUAAUGUGAAAGGAAUCAGAAAAACCAUCCGUUUGUAGCAAAAUACACACAUUAGAAUUUUUCUUUGGUGCCCUCUAAUCUACUUGUUUCAUAAAGAAUUUGCUUAAAUCAAGGUUUAAGUUUAUUAAUUGAGGACACGUCUUCUGUCCCAAAAUUAUAUUAAGAGAAAGGAGCGAUUUGUAAGUCGGUUUUGUGACUUUUUUCCUUUUAAUUUGAGAAGUUAGGAUGCAAAAUAAAUAUGCUUCCUUCUUAAAGUACUGAUGUCCUUUUGUCUUGAAGAAAUAUAUCCUUCUUACUUUUCCAUUUCCUUGUGAAUAUAUUGGAUGGGGGCUUUCUGGUGAAGACAUGCACUCAUGCAGUAUGCACUAAAAGUGCAGCAAAAUUGCAGGAAAUCACUGGUGGAACCAUUUCAUAAGCCACAAACAAAAGAUGGGAGGUAAGUAUGAAUAUAAUAAAAAUGAGCUGAACAUAAUCAAUGUGGUAUAAAGAUUUGUAGUCUAGCAAUUCUAUAUGCAGGGAAAGAGACAUCCUAAAACUGUUUAAUUCCCUGUCUUGCAUACUCAAUACUGAUACAAAAAUCAGGCAAGAUCUACAACUCUGUACCAUUGACAUGUAUGUAAAUGUGAUACAUUUGCUUCUAUGAGGAUUCAGAGACGGCAGAAUCUGUGUCCUCGGACGAUGUUUUUCCCCGAAGGUACCUCCACGGUCCUGUACCGGAA
Messenger RNA from Oldenlandia corymbosa var. corymbosa, 4188 nucleotides. The record is from the annotation of a GenBank genome assembly. Lineage: Eukaryota; Viridiplantae; Streptophyta; Magnoliopsida; Gentianales; Rubiaceae.